Molecule: messenger RNA, 3922 nt
Organism: Xenopus laevis (African clawed frog)
Lineage: Eukaryota; Metazoa; Chordata; Amphibia; Anura; Pipidae
Gene: rasgrp1.L
Product: RAS guanyl releasing protein 1 L homeolog
Exons: 17
Coding region: 282-2726 (814 amino acids)
Biological process (GO): Ras protein signal transduction; small GTPase-mediated signal transduction
Cellular component (GO): endoplasmic reticulum membrane; cytosol; Golgi membrane
Molecular function (GO): calcium ion binding; diacylglycerol binding; guanyl-nucleotide exchange factor activity
Source: RefSeq, a predicted model, not a curated record
UGUAGCAGCAUUUUACUGUGUGGGAGGAGUGUGAGAGAAAGGGGCGGGUGCUGCCGGUGGAACUUGUUGGAAUGGAAGGGUAGCGCUAGUCUGUGGCACUGGGAAACUACAACUAGUCGCAAUCGCAGACCGACAGCACAGGAGCAGGAAAAGUUAGUGGGAAGAGGCCACGCCCAGUGAAGCAGCAGAGGACGGGGGGAGAGAGAGGAGUCGGGCACCUGUGGAGGAGCUGGAGGUGUGUUUGGGUGGAGAGCAGUGAGGAGCCGCCGCUCCAUUCCAGGAUGGGAUACAGACUGGGGGCUGAUACUAAACAUCACUCCGACUACUGCAGCAUCUUCAUCAUGGGGACUGUGGGCAAGAAGAAGGACCGACCUGCUCAUGGCUGUUCCACCAUCCCCAAACUCGCUCUGGAGCUGAAGCAGAUCAUCCACUCCACCACCCAUCCCAAAGUGCCCGCUGUCACUCCCUUACGGGUGAUGAUGCCUCUUGGAAAACUCUCUAAAGGAGCCAGCUUGGAUGAACUGAUACAGAUGUGCAUUCAGGCUUUCGAUUUAGAUGGCAAUAUGGGUCAGAACAAUGAGCUGCUGCAGAUUAUGCUGACUAUGCAUGGCUUCCUGAUCCCCUCCACAGAAUUGCUCAUCAAGCUCAGGACACUAUAUCAGGAUGCCAUGCAGAACAGAUCUUUUUCCUUCUGCCUCAGGAUCUGCUACUUUAUAAGGUACUGGAUCACAGAACUCUGGGUCAUGUUCAAGAUGGACGCAAAACUCACUCAGACAAUGGAAGAAUUCCAGGAGCUGGUGAGAUCUCAUGGGGAGGAGUUACAUUGGCGCUUGAUUGACACUGCACAAAUAAACUCACGGGACUGGUCCCGGAAAUUGACACAGAGAAUCCAAUCCAACUGCAGCAAGAAGAGGAAAGUGUCUCUGCUGUUUGACCACUUGGAGCCACAGGAGCUUGCUGAACACUUGACCUACCUGGAGUUCAAAGCCUUCAGAAGAAUAUCUUUUUCGGAUUAUCAGAACUACAUUGUAAAUGGCUGUGUGAAGGACAAUCCAACCAUGGAACGUUCCAUUGCGCUGUGCAAUGGCAUCUCUCAGUGGGUCCAGCUCAUGGUUCUGAGCCGUCCAACUCCCCAGCUCCGGGCAGAGGUGCUCACAAAGUUCAUCCAUGUAGCUCAGAAACUGCACCAGCUGCAGAAUUUCAACACCUUAAUGGCUGUCAUUGGGGGCCUUUGCCACAGCUCCAUCUCCCGGCUCAAGGAUACAAGUUCACACGUAUCCCACGAUGUCACCAAGGUCCUGAAUGAGAUGACAGAACUGCUGUCUUCCUGCAGAAAUUAUGACAAUUACCGUCGAGCGUACAACGAGUGCACCAACUUUAAGAUUCCUAUCCUUGGAGUCCACCUGAAGGACCUGAUUGCUCUACACGAGGCCAUGCCAGACUUUCUGGAAGAAAGUAAAAUCAAUGUGCCAAAGCUUCACUCUCUAUAUAAUCACAUCAAUGAGCUCAUCCAGUUGCAGAACAUUGCUCCUCCACUGGAAGCAAACAUGGACCUUGUACAUCUACUCACACUCUCCCUCGAUUUGUAUUAUACUGAGGAUGAAAUGUAUGAGCUUUCUUACGCACGGGAGCCAAGGAAUUACCGGGCACCGGUAGGAGAGCCCGUCACACCCUCCAAACCUCCUGUGGUUGCAGACUGGGCAUCAGGAGUCUCUCCAAAGCCAGAUCCUAAAACCAUCAGCAAGCAUGUGCAGAGGAUGGUGGAUUCUGUAUUUAAGAAUUAUGACCUGGAUCAAGAUGGCUACAUAUCGCAGGAAGAGUUUGAGAAGAUAGCAGCCAGCUUCCCUUUCUCGUUCUGUGUCAUGGAUAAAGACAGGGAAGGCUUGAUCAGCAGACAAGAGAUAACUGCUUACUUCAUGCGAGCUAGCUCUAUUUGUUCAAAGCUUGGCCUGGGAUUCCUUCAUAAUUUCCAGGAGACAACCUAUCUGCGCCCAACUUUCUGUGAUAACUGCGCUGGAUUUUUGUGGGGAGUGAUCAAGCAAGGAUACCGGUGCAAAGACUGUGGAAUGAAUUGCCAUAAACAAUGUAAAGAACUGGUGGUGUUUGAAUGUAAAAAGAGGUCCAAAUGCUCCAUGGGAGAGAACAAUACUUUGUCUGAUGCUGGACAGUUAGAAGUCAUUCCAGCAGGGGGCAAAGGGCUUACAAAUGACUGCUUAGGAGCAGAUGAAGGCCCAUAUUCCUAUCCUAAUGGAGAUGGUGACAUCCACACAGAGGUCAGUAAGGAUCGGACAAUAAUGCUUAUGGGUAGCUCAGCACAGAAGAUCUCAGUACGACUACAGCCUGCUGUGAAACAUCGAGCAACGCAAACAGAGAAUGAGACACAAAGCCUGUGCCUACAAGUUCCUUCUCCACCGCGCAGCAGGACCCCAGACCUAACCUCCCAUCUCCCUAUAAGUCCCAUGCCUUCCCCCUGUCCUAGUCCAGUUCCUACCCGAAAGAAGGCUUAUGCCAAGUGGGAAAACAAGGACUCCAUCCGCAAAGCAAGGGCAGAAUUGAGGGGAGGCAAAGCUGGCAUUCAAGAGCUGGAGAAGGAAAAGGUCUUUCUGAAGGAGGAGAACACAGCUCUAAAGAUCCAGUUGAAGGAUGCUCAUAGACGUGUCGAGACUCUGCGGGCAGAGUUAAGAAAAUAUGUACUGGACAGCGACACGCACCAGAAGGGAUCAUAAAGUAAAAAGCCUAACAGAGCUGAUGCCACGGAUCAUCAACGUGAUGCCUAAUAACCGUUCAAUCGCCAACGAGGAGCGGAUAACAAGCAUACGUAGUGUGACCUAAUGAUGUGUUUGUGCAUCUCGUUCACAGUCUGGUAGAGAUAGAUUCAAAGUAUUCACUCUCCUUCCUUGCUUUGUGUGUGUAGAUCCAUCAGGGAGAGGUGAAGUCUCUACUCGUUAUGUGGCAUGUUGUUUGUAGAAUAACCAGGUAAGAAAACUAGAUAGAAGCAGGUGCCUGUCAGGUUUUCCUUCCUUCUACAAAUUGCUGGGUUUCUUGACUUGAACCAUAUUCCAGCCGGCACAUUGCAUCUGCGUUGUCAUGCUACUAAUCAUGUUACCAGAUCAUCUCUCAUAAGCUGCAGACUGACUAAAGAUGUUGAGUUAGAGACCAAGUAACAAGAAUAUGGAGCAUGUUCUUCUACUGGCCCGUGCCAAGGGCAUCCGCACUCUUCCUCGCGUAGCUGUGCACCACGUGCUGCUCCAUUACCUCAGUUGGAGAGUGCAAGCUAAUGAAAAGGGGGUAGCGCACACACUGCAGGGCUUUUGCACCAUUGAGCGUACAUCAAAGGCACACCUGCAUACAGUAUAUUUCUACUGUGAAACGGACGGUAAAACAAAGACUGCAGUGUUCCACCAUCUGACUGUAAACCUUGCUGACUUUAUACCAGGAUACUGAAAGUUCUCUGUGUGGACGGAUAUUAAAUGACACUUGGUCAGGAUGCUUUCAUACGUUUUAGGCUCAGAAAGGUGCUAUCAAAAAGUACUGCCGUUGAUUUUUUUAAGAUAGCCCAGGAAAGAAGGAGAAGAAGGAGCCGCCAUUUAUAUACAUAUGUGGAUCGUCUCUAUGUGUAUUCUCAGUAAGGAACUAUUCUUUAUUAUUCUUUAUUCCGUUACGGUGUUUCAAUGCUUCUUAGAACAUGACCUCUGCUGUUUGGGGGAAGUGUUUCCGUUACUGAAAUAGGUAUGAGUUGAUAUUGACAGCGUUUUUGCCUGUUACCGGGAAGUCAAGCUUUACUGUCAACUGUGAUCUGGGCCCUUGUGGAAUAGCUGGGCUUCCCCAACACCCCCUAUUCUUGCUUUUUCACUGUUGCUCCUAGAGGAACAGAUUCUCACUAACAAUCAUUCAACCCAAUAAAAGCUACAUUCUUGUUUAA